Messenger RNA from Chilo suppressalis (striped riceborer), 2034 nucleotides. NCBI's taxonomy places the organism in Eukaryota, Metazoa, Arthropoda, Insecta, Lepidoptera, Crambidae. The record is from the annotation of a GenBank genome assembly.
GGUUACGUAACAAACAAUGUUUGACAGAAACAUACAAAAGAAUUAUUUCUGGAUUAAUAUAAUUUUAUAAAAUACAGAAGUGGUUACUAUAAAUCGCUCUGAAAAAAUAUUUUUACUUUAAAGAAUAUAGAGUUUUGAUUGUUUUAAAUAAAAAUAUACAUAAAACUGAACUUAUUUGUGCUUUGAAACUUUGGGACUCAGAAAAUAAUAAGAAGAUGGCUUUACCUUGGCAUAUACCUUUAGAAACUGCUCCAAGUUUAAAAGAAAAGGUGAUACCUCCUCAACCAUCCUUGCUAAAACAUUAUUGUAAUCUUAAAAUUCAUGAAAAUCCCAUUGAGGAAUUGCAAACUGGCAUUAUGUGCAAUAUAGGAAUGGAUAAUCGGGAACCUACGGCUAUCCAACGAUUAAUAGCAUGUGGAAUGACGGUAGCCAGAUUAGAAAUGAGAGAUUUCGAACCUGAUGUUUGCGCACAAUUAAUUCAAAGCAUACGACAAGCUGUAUACAACUACAGCGCAGAAUUACAAUAUGUUUAUCCUUUAGCUCUUAUUAUGGACGUACGUGGUCCUAGUAUUGUCACAGGUUCUUUAAAAUCUGGUACCGAAGCCACUAUUGAGUUAGUUCAAAAUAAUUCUAUUAGAUUGACAUCCGAUAUUAGUUGGCAAGAAAGUGGGACAUCUGACUGUCUCUUUGUGGGUUAUGAUAAUUUAAUCAAUUUACAAUGCGAAGAUGUAAUCUACAUCGAUAGUUUGUCGCAAGGUAAAAUCAAAUUAAUAGUUUCUAAUGUUGGUGACGAUUCCGUAGAAUGUACUAUCGUAGUUGGCGGUAUCAUUGGUCCAAAAAUGACUGUUCGCAUUGUUCAAGUUCCACAAGAACGAGAGAAUCUGCGGAAUGAAAAAGGUGACAGCUUACAAACAAUCUCCUGUAGCGAAACGUCGCAGAAACAUUUUGAACAUAUGGAUGACCAAAUUGCAUGGGCCAUUGGUGCAGAUGUAGAUGCUCUGUUAGUUCCCAGUGUUCAGUAUUCCUAUGAAGUACGCCAAGUCAAAGAUAUAUUGUCUGAAAAGGGAAAACAUAUUCUUGUCUUUGCAAGUAUAGAAACGGUCCUUGGUUUAGAUAAUAUUGAUGAUAUAUUGAAAGAAGCUGAUGGCAUUUACCUCGACCGAUGCGUUCUAAGCACUGAUCUAGCUAUCGAAAAAAUAUUCAUGGCUCAUAAAGUAAUUUUAGCAAAGUGUAAUUAUAUCGGAAAACCAUGCAUAUGUAAGGCGGUCAUUAAUGAACAAAUACCUACGUUGAGUGUCACCGACAUUGCUAAUCUUGUAAUUGAUGGUGUUGAUGUGAUAUCAUUGGAGCUUCGUUACAAUUCACCGUUAAGUAAGUUUUCUAAAUCCUAUGAUCCUAUACGUAUGGCCGAGCAUUGCUUAGCAGCUGCAGCUGUUGUUAGUAGACAGGCAGAGCACGCUUUGUGGCAACCAAGGAUAUAUGGCAAUUUAGAGUUAAUGCAAAGUCCAUUAGAAGAACCCACUAAAGCAGUAUGUAUAAGUGCUGUAGAACUAGCGAUGCGAUCACAGGCAGUUGUUAUCUUGUGUCUCACAAACUCGGGACGUACGGCAAAAAUUCUUUCACAUGCAAAGCCACCUUGUCCUAUAGUAGCAGUUACUCGCAUCUGCCAUACCGGGAGGCAGUUACGAUUUUGGAGAGGAGUGAGAACGGUUCAUUAUUUUGAAGUUGUUGGUGGAAAUUGGAAUUGCGAAGUUGAAGCUAGAGUUCGUGCUGCUCUAGAUUAUUGUAAAACAAAACGUAUUCUCCGAGCAGGAGAUGCCUAUAUAACUGUGACUGGUUCUCGGCGUGGAGGUGGAUACUGUGAUUCUGUUAGGCUUUUAUAUGCUAGUGCCAGGGAAACUGUAAUUAUUGAUUGAAGAUUCUGAUGGUGCUUAAGUUUGUUUUUAUUUUAUCAAUGAUUUUUUGUGAUUUAUAUUAACUUCAUAAUUUUGCAAUAAAAACAGAGAUCGUUAAUAAAAGGUCUUAUUAUUAAAC